This is a messenger RNA of Trichoderma virens Gv29-8, 1629 nucleotides long. RefSeq lists its product as uncharacterized. Bases 1 to 1629 code for a protein of 542 amino acids. The record is from RefSeq and is a predicted model, not a curated record. The transcript is spliced from 3 exons. Lineage: Eukaryota; Fungi; Ascomycota; Sordariomycetes; Hypocreales; Hypocreaceae.
AUGGCAGAAGUAAUAGGUCUAGCUCUCAGCGUGCUCCCCAUCGUCAUCUGGGCGCUGGAGAAGUACUCGGAGCCUUUCGAUGCAUACAGCGACUACCACAACGCGAUUAGCACGCUUCAGGCCAACCUGCAGAUCCAGCGGAUGCAUCUCGAGGCGACCUUUCAGAGCAUCGGCUUGCGACAUCCCACGCCGCGCGAGUUGCAUGAGUGUCUGCGGCAAAAGUUCCCGCAGAACCACCGUGAGAUUGUAUUUCUUGUUCGGCAAAUGGACGAUAUGAUGAUGAAAUUGAUGGAGAACUUGCAAGUAGACAUGAGCCGAAAACCACUAUGGACACACGAGUCCCCCGAAAGGGUAUCAUGGGAAUGGCGCCGCGUCAAACGAAGUUUCAGGGCAAAAAAAUGCGACAAAAUCAUCCAUGACCUUCGCAACUGGAACGAUGACCUACGGCAUCUUGUAGAGAGCGCACAAACCCUCCCUAGCGAUGAGAGUUACGCCAUGAGGAGAGUAAGACGGCUGUACAACCGCAGCAACUGCGAAUCAGUGCGACGCACCCUCCAAUCUCUCCAUCGAGCGCUCCAGGCGGGAUUAGAUAGUGAUGACGCGGAGUGUCAUCAGGUAUGCAUCGAGCUGAAUAGUUUUCACGCAGGAGGCUUCCCUCUUCUGACGUUUCGAAUCGGUAUCCUACAUGAGUCGGGUGGGACUCAGACUGCUCCAUGGAAGGUUUUCUAUGCCGCGUGCGAGGCAGGCAAAAAGAGCCCGAGGCCAGAGUCGCCGCCAAUGUCGCCAUAUUCAGUCCGAUCUAGGCCGUCAACCCUGCGAUCAAGACGGUCCGUAGAAGAUACAUCAAUCACACCAAGUAUUGCAGAAAUCAUCAGCCCCAGCCCUCCACCAAUCUCCAAUCUCUGCGACGACUUCGACUCAACCCCUCGCGGAGAUGUCUUCGGCUCUCUCAAAGAUCCAAGCCCAUCAUCAUCUUACGAGACAAUCUUCUCACUAAGUCACGUAUCCCGAAACCACGACAGGAUCAUAAGAGACAUUUCGCUCGAAAAGAUCAUUGCCACAGAAUCACAGCGUGUAGCUCCCGCCAUCCAACCCCUCUCCGCAAAGCGAAGAUACGGCAUCGCCGCUUCACUUGCUUGGGCAGUAUUAUACCUCUCAGACAGUCCUUGGCUCUCCCACGGCCUAGACAGACGAAAAGUCAUGCUAUUCCUCCAAAGAAAGAAAGCAAACGGCUACAUAAGCCUUUCCGAAAAAGUCUACCUAUCGUGUCUCAUCCCCAAGAAUUCAUCGUUCCCAUCACCAGUAUCAUCAUCCACCUCGUUGCGGCAAACGACUCCCAAGAACCUCAUCUUCGAGCUCGGCAUCCUCCUCAUCGAACUCGCCGUCAACCAGUCCUUUAGCAAAGAAUCUCUUUCUGCUAUUGUUCAACACGAUUACCGACCUUUAAAGCAGUACCUUGAUCGAGUAGAGCAAGAAGCUGGGAUAUACUACUUUAACGCUGCGCAGCGAUGCGUUUACAGUGUCUUCCUCGCAGAUCAGGAGCAAAUGGACUUUGACCUGGAUAAGUUCCAGCAUGAGUUUUAUAGCACCGUUGUCGCGCCUCUGCAAGCAACGUAUGAGGCGCGGUAG